Messenger RNA from Lolium rigidum, 960 nucleotides. Its product is annotated as EEF1A lysine methyltransferase 1-like. The coding region runs from base 1 to 711 and encodes 236 amino acids. The transcript has 3 exons. NCBI's taxonomy places the organism in Eukaryota, Viridiplantae, Streptophyta, Magnoliopsida, Poales, Poaceae. Gene Ontology annotation, molecular function: protein-lysine N-methyltransferase activity; nucleic acid binding. Gene Ontology annotation, biological process: methylation. The record is from RefSeq and is a predicted model, not a curated record.
AUGGCGAGUGGUCCGGAGGAGGAGAGAGCUCGACCAGAGGUCGACGACGACGACGACGACGAUAUUCCACAGCUAAGCUCCGCGGCCGCGACGGCUCUGCGGGAGUUCCUGGAGCAGCGACUCGAAGGAGAAAAGGGGGAAGGAGACAAGCCGGAGCUGGUCGCGGAGGACUGGCGGCUGAGCCAGUUCUGGUACGACGACCGCACCGCGCGGGAGCUCGCGGCGGAGGUCUCUCUCCUCGCCUCCUCCCUGCCCGGCGCCGCCGUGGCAUGUGUCGCGUGCCCGACGCUCUACGCGUACCUCAAGAAGGGCAGCCCGGACGUGCCCGCGCGGCUGCUGGAGUACGACGAGCGGUUCGGGCGGUACGGCGGCGACUUCACCUUCUACGACUACAACCGGCCGGAGGAGCUCCCGCCCGCCUUGAAGCACGCCUACCGGAUCGUCGUCGCCGACCCUCCUUACCUGAGUCAGGAGUGUUUGGUGAAGGUUGCUAAGACGGUGUCGUUUCUCGCGCCGCCUGAAGGCUCGUUCCUGCUCUUACUCACAGGGGAAGUUCAGACGGACCGCGUGCUGCAGCUCCUGAAUGUGCACCCAUGUGGUUUCAAACCUCAGCACUCGAACAAAUUGGGAAACGUGUUCCGCUUGUUCACAAAUUACGAUCCUGCAGACAGACUCGGUGGAUGGGAUCGUAGCGACGGCGCCCACAUUUAGCGCCGCUAAUUAUUUUGUGGCCCAUGUCAUUGGGUAAUGCUUGUUUAGAAACAGAACAUGAUUUGGCAGUCACGGAGAUGUUCAUCCCGGUGAUGUGCCCAUAUGUUACAUCUUCCUUUCUGAUGGAUGAGAACGUUGUCAACGUUUGUGUUUGAAAAAUAUGUCUGCGGUCAUGUAUUAUGGUCAUGUAGUAUGGAAACAAAACUUUCCACAAGUGUGCCUGUUUUUUUGGCAAUGGUUGUUUUACAA